AUGUUGGACAACGUAAAGGCACACUGGCAAGACACAGAAGUGGACCUUCUACUCCAACACCUGAUUCAGAAUCGGGCAGCAGGUGGUGAUGGUGGGAACUUCAUGAUGCCCACCUUCAACAGCGCAGCCACUGCUAUCAACGACAAUCAUGCAAUUCAAACAAUAGGCCCUCCGAAGACGUGCAAGAUGGUUAAAACAAAGUGGACAUUGCUCAAAAAAAUCUACAAUCAAAUCGAGAUCUAUCGCAACGUGUCUGGUUUCCAUUGGGAUAAUGUGUGGGGGGCUGGAAUAGAGGGGACAGCUGCCCCCAGUGUUUGGGAUAUGUAUGUUGACCCCAAGGUAUGUAAUUAUAAUCAAUUCUAUUGCAUUUGA
This is a messenger RNA of Suillus bovinus, 372 nucleotides long. RefSeq lists its product as uncharacterized. The record is from RefSeq and is a predicted model, not a curated record. Lineage: Eukaryota; Fungi; Basidiomycota; Agaricomycetes; Boletales; Suillaceae. The coding region runs from base 1 to 372 and encodes 123 amino acids. The transcript has 2 exons.